Molecule: messenger RNA, 1310 nt
Organism: Amborella trichopoda
Lineage: Eukaryota; Viridiplantae; Streptophyta; Magnoliopsida; Amborellales; Amborellaceae
Source: RefSeq, a predicted model, not a curated record
UGGACUUCACCCCCGAAAUAAGAACUUAAGCUUCGCUUCAGCCCCCGAUAACCUUAGCCCUCUUCGUUCCCAUCUUCGCCGCUGAGCACGCUCAUUACCUUCUUGCCAUCUUUGCCGCUGAGUGCCCUCUCUUCGCAGCACGACCUCUCUUCGCCGCUGAGCACCCUAAAGCAGCGUUCUCUCUCUCCCUGAACUCAGAACUCUCUUAGUGGUUGGUACAGGAAUGAGCACCCAACACUCUUCUCUUCUCAGCUCACUCGUGCUCGGUCAAAAGCUUCCCGCCGCAACAACAUCUAGCCCCCAUCUCUUUUCUUCACUUCCAUUUCAGGAUGGACCCAUACACAUCAUCCAGCACGGGCAAAUGAGAAUAUGGGAGAGAAGAGAUCCAUCCAAGGACACAAUUAGAAGAUGAUUACUUUAUUGAAAUAAUGGAGAAGGAGACUAGGGCUACGGGGCAGGGGGGUUUAGAAAAAUGGAAACGUAUGGUGGACGCCAUGACAAAUAAAUAUGGGUCAAGAAACAGUGAAAGUAGGCUGAAACGCAAACAUAAGUUCUUUAGGAUCAUGUACUUUGAUAUAAAAAAACUUGUGAAUGUAUCCGGUUUCGGAUUGGAUAAUAGUAGGAGGAUAGCAACCGCCGAUGUUGCUGUUUGGAAUGACUUCCUAGCGGAGAAUGAAUGGGCAAACAAAUACCAAAACAAGACUUUGCCCGAGUAUUCGGUGCUAAGUAAAAUCUACGGGGGUGGAACGGCAGAUGGGACCUACAAAUCUAUUGGGGGUGGCAUUAGAAUUGAGCCAAAAAGGCCCAACAUUGCAUUAUCUUGUGACCCCCCAUUAGAAGUCCAGGAUGGACGAGCUAGUAUCAUCUGGAUAAAAAAGACGACGGUCCCAUACUUCGCUAGGAGCACAUCGCCUAUCAAAGCAACCAGCCCUCAUUGAGUCCAUGUCUGUAGCUAUGAUAGAGAUGGCCCAUGGCAUUAAGACGCUGGCAUGUGACAAGCCUCCAGUAGAGUCCAAGGCUAGGAGAGAUGCCUGUAAAAUUGUUGAAGGCAUGUGGAAAGUAGGCGAAGUUGGUGAUGAUAUCCUUUUAAUGGAUGCAAGGAUCUUCUACGAUUCUACAAAAGCGGAGAUGUUACUAAACUUGGAGGAUCCAUGGAUACAAAAGGCUUACUUAAAUGACGAGAUGAAACGCCUCCAAUAGAGUUCUAAUUGAAUAUGUUUAAUUUUAACAUCAUAGACUGUUACUUUCAUUUGUAGGUGGAUAACUUAUAUCAUUUUAAUGUCAAAUAUUGCUUCAUAGUUUGCUUUACA